AUAGCGUUGCAACACGCUCGGCAGCUCGCUAAUGGACAGUGAUACUCGAACGGUCCGCCUGUGAACAGGUUUGCGACAACCGUCGGCGCGCGCGCGCGCGCAUAAGUGAACGCGAAACCGGAAGAACCCGGAUGCGGGAUGUUUCAUGUUUAUGUAAAAAAUGGCAUUCCACUUCAUUGAGUAAUCCAUGUGCCGUUCUUUGUUAACUCGAAGUUGAAGGUUCACACCAAUUGGGGAAAGAUCUUAUCUUCGCGAAGAAGGGUCAACGUUUGAUUACUUAAUAGAAUUUUUACUGUUCGUGGAAAAUUGCCACAUGAACAAGUGAUUUAUAGGUGAAUCCCAAAAGAGAGAAAAAGGAAGAAUUCGGUGCGUGAACUCUAUUACUUCUGUAAUGUGUGAACUGUACGUGAGAAUCGUCAAAAUGUGUGUUUGUCGAUUACGUAUAUCAAUCGACUCUGACGGACUAGAGCGCGAUUUUAAUAUUUAAAAGCUACCGUAGCCGAAUGUGCCGUGGAGCGAAGUGGCGUAUGCAGGCUAGAUAAGGGUCUCGCCCGACUUAGGGAACCGGGCGGUAUGGGUUUGCCGCGUUUCUCCCUGAAGAGAUACUUUUUCUACGUGCUAUGUCUGACGGGCACGUUGCUCAUCGUGCUGAAUCUUCUGCAGGACGAGAAAUGGCACAGUAUGCGGCCACAUCCUGGCCAGCCGCAGUCCGUUCGAGUUACCGGCGACGGGCCAAAGAUGAAACCCGAUUGGCCUUUGAAAUCGAAGAAGCCGACGAUGCGAGUAUUACGCACUCGGGAGCGAGUGAGGAAAAGACUCUCGUCCGAGGGAUUGAAUAUAAAUGGAACCGCGAGCUUGAGCGAAAACUCGAUAGACUUGGAUGCAACGCGAAGACCUUGGUACAUGAAAGGAGGAACCAGAAGACCUUAUCCAGCGAUAAGAACUCGCAAUACUGGCAGAAGAUUGGCUCAAUUGUGGCCGGAGGAAGAUGCUUACGAUGAUCGAGUGACCAAUCAGCUAAUGUUCGUGCCACCCGAUUACAACAGAACAGGUGGUGAGCAUCCAUUAAAGAAGAUAAUGAUUCCUCACGGGAUGGCCGAGGCCAAAGUCGGUCCUGACAUUUUCUUCCAACAACGCUGCCCGGUGAACACUUGCACGAUUGUCCGCGACAAUCCGGACAACGCCGAUCUCAUUCUAUUUAAGGAUUACAUCACGCACGUGGGACGAAGAUCUUACAAUCAGGUGUGGAUGCUGUAUUUUUUAGAAUGUCCUUAUCACACGCAGAGUGUAAAGAACGCCCUUAUCAAUUGGACCGCCACGUAUCGGCGUGACAGUGAUAUAGUGGCACCUUACGAGAGGUGGCAAUAUUAUGAUUCCAGUGUCACACAGAUCUCACAAACGUUUAAUUAUGCGGCAAACAAAACGAAAAAGGUCGCCUGGUUCGUUUCCAACUGCCAUCCCCGAAAUCAGCGCAUGCAUUAUGCCAGGGAACUCUCGAAAUACAUCCAAGUGGACAUUUACGGUGCGUGCGGCAGCCUACGCUGCCCGCGGUCGCAGUCGCAAACGUGCUUUGACAUGCUCGACGAGGACUACAAGUUCUAUCUCGCGUUCGAGAACUCCAACUGCAAAGACUAUAUCACGGAGAAGUUCUUCGUUAACGGACUUGGGCACAAUGUUCUGCCCAUCGUGAUGGGCGCCCAUCCGACGGAUUACGCGCGUAGCGCGCCAUACCGUUCCUACAUCCACGUGGACGAGUUCGAGUCGCCGAAGGAGCUCGCCGAAUAUCUGCAUCGGCUGGAUCGCGACGACGACCUGUACAACUCAUACUUUCGUUGGAAGGGCACCGGCGAGUUCAUCAAUACGUAUUUUUGGUGUCGAGUAUGCGCUAUGCUGCACGACGACCGUCCGCCGAAAUAUUACAAGGACGUGAACGAGUGGUGGCGAGGGGACGGCGUGUGCACGACCAGCUCGUGGCGGGAAAACGACGUCGUGCGUUCACCGAACACCUGAGGAGACGAAAUCGCCCCGGGAAUACGUUUAGAGGGCUCUUCCGGCGGCCACGGGGAGUUCCGUGCGUACGUGCGUGCGUCCGCCCACGACACGUUGCUCAAUUUCUACAAACGAUUCCGAUUCUUCCAAAACAGAACAUUGCCUGAGUCUAAGAGGCGGCCGGAAGGUUCAGAGAACGUUUAUUGUGCUUUCGCAUCUAACAAUAAGCGGGUUGCUCGAGGCGGAUCACGAUCGCCCGAAGACGUUGGAUCGAUCGCAAAGUUUCGAAACGAGGUCCUGACGAGGCGCGAAAAGACGCGUGACCUCGCACGACCUCGUUUCGCGGGCACUCGAGCCACUCUGAAGAAGGUAUCAAUAAGACCCUCGUCGAAAGUGUCACGCGACUUUUCAUCAUUCGGCUGCUUUUAGGGGUAAUCGAAAAGCAACGACUUGACGAUACGAAGCUUCGCGGUGUUGCGCAAGCGAAGUGGCUUUUACUCGGCGAUCGAGAUGCGGACGCGGAUAAACGGCAAGGCAAAGAAAUGUCUCAAGGUCUAAAUGAGAAUGCUCGUUUGCGAGAAGGAUUGCGCGCGAAUUUUUUUCAAGGAGGGCAAUCUGUGUGCCUAAUUGUCAAAUCUUCCAAAAUAACAUUUCUAUACACCUUUUUCGGAUGAUAAACAAAGAAUUGAGGCAGGCGAGAGGUGAUUUUAUGAGAAUAGCCACGACGGACCCCUGAGAGGUCAUUUUACUUAUCUACGACGGAAUUCGUUUGGGGACAAAAUUUUGCGAUGUUCACAAAAAUUUGAGUAGACGUAUGGAGGGCGCCGUAAAAUAAUACAAUACGUAUCACGAAGACAAAGUGUGAUAUGCGUUAGUCCAGAAGACUCGAUUCUCGCUGUGCAUUUAGUACUGAAUUGUAUUGCUUAUGAUCCUAAGCUUUAUCUGUGCAAUUUAGAAAGAUACGCACGAUCGCAGACACUUUAGAUGGAGAAUUAGGAUUACGUUUGCUAUUAAAUGUGCGAUGAGAAUAUAUGGGUUGGUAUAUGUGUUGGUAUAUGGGAUGACCCCGAAUCACCGGAUAAUCUUCCAACUACAUGUACUAGAGGACCAAUUACGAAAGAUAGUGGUUUUAAGAAAAGAAAACGUUAACAUCGAAAAUUACGAUGUUAAUUAGCAUUGAAAAUUGAGCAUUUCUAACAAUUUAGACUUUGAUUAUGUAAAUAGUAUUGAGUUGAUUCAUAAAAAAAAAUGAGAUCCGCUACACAUAAUUACUGAAUUAUUUCUUCCGAGAAACCAGUAUUAUUUACGGUAUUUAAUUAUUUUAUCUGCUGCGAAUAAUUUGUAUCAUUUACAAAUCAGUAUUUAUACUGUUAUAACGGUUUUUAAAUAUAAGCAUUCAGUUUGUUGAAUAAAACAAAAAGCACAUUUAUGAAUCAACCCAAUAAAAUCUCAUUUCUCAAUCGAUUUUAUCUUGACAAAAAUUUUAAAUUAAGCUUAUCUAUGUCAGUAAUUAAGUUGAUAACUAAUUACAAUGAUAAAUAAAAAUGCGAUAAACAUUGCUAAAACGCGAGUCAAAGUUUUGCAAAUUUAUCACAAGAGCUGUAGCUGGAAGGACACUCGGUGGAGAAAGAUCUAAACCGCUAGAUAAAUAACUAAAAUCUAAUAAAAGAGAGAAAAUUAGCAAUUGCGAGAUUUGCGUGUAACUUAAAAGAAUAGUGGCGUCUAAAAUCGAGUGUAAACCGCGUAUUGUUUUGUAAAGCAAUUUGCGAGCUUUCAUCGAGGAGGAAGAGAAAGCCCGCUACCUUUUGUAGAGUGAGGAUUACUGUUCAGUAUUUAAUAUUAUUGUUCCUUCUUGCGAAUUCUGCGAGGGGAUCUCUUAUCGUUGUACGUUGUAAGUGAAAAAAAUUCAUGUGCAUUCAGAUUAGGUCACGUGUAAAAAUUGUAGUAAACUUUACUUUUCCGACAAUAAUUAUAUACAAUAAUAAUUUCCUGUAAAUAACUCAUACAUUUGUGUAUUUCCACUUGUGAAAUCGACAGAAUGCAGGAUUUGUAAUAGAAUUUAUAGAGUUCUUGAAUGUAAUUAGAAUGUUAAUUAGUAUGUGAAUCCUUGUAUAUUUAAUAACUUGCAUUUAUAUUUUUGAAUUGAAAGAAUGCAUGUAUUUGUAUAUUUUGCGAAUCAAAGCGCAUUUAUUUUUGAGCUACGUAGUAUUUAUUGAGCGUACGAAUAAUAUCGCUCACGUAAUAAGCGCGCGUGAGUUUAUAAAAUAUUUAAAAGUCUUAUCCUUGAGUGCACACGAAUUUUGUUAUUCAAUAAGUCGUUUUGUCGAAGUUCGCAGAAUCUAGUCAAGAAGAAGCUCAGUGAAGUAUUUUCGAAUAUAAUUUAUACUAAUAGUAUUAUAUACAGCAAGUACCUGUUUGAAGUAAUUCCUAUUAUAGUUUUUCUUUUCAACUGAAUUGAUUUUGAAUUGAAUCAAUUGCCCGUGCGGGACACAGCACGUAUCGUCGCACGACGUAUAAUCAUGUUCACUCCGUGGCUAGUGUCAAUUCGAAAACAACGACUUCCGGUUUGAACACUAGUCUAGCUCAAACGUAGCUCAAGCUUGGACGAAUUUAGUCCAGAGAAAAGACAGAAGCACCGAAAAAAAAAACAUGAAAGCGGAGCGCAAAAUAUAUAUUUGAAACGCACGAAAUGUAAACACGUAAAAUCACAAUUUAGUCACCUCGAGGAGAGUUUAACCACCGAUCUCGAACGGUUCCUACAUUAUAAAUUAUUCACAGUGCGCACAAGCAGUAUAACUAGAUAUUUAGGUAAAUAACUAAUUAAACGAUUAGUCGAAGUCGACCAUACCAAUUGACACCGAGAAGAUGUGCAUAUCUGGAAUAUCGUGGAUAACCGUUUCUUCUUUUACAGUAUCCAAGUUAUGUUUACUCUGUUUUAGACAGAGAUAUUAUAUCUUAGCGAUUAUUAAUUUUCAUACCGAUUGAUGUGCUUCAGCGAAAGUUACUUAAAUCAAUUAAAUCGCGACUUCAAUUAGUUGCGUGCGAAAAGGCAUUUGUACAAUCUGACAUUAUAAGUAUUAAGUUAAAAAUUUAUUAUUUAUGUUAUGUUAUAUUAUAUGAACUUAAUCAGAUUCCUUUUCGUAAAUACGCAACUCGAUAUAUUCCUGUUAAUUUAUACACGUUUUUGACAUCAAUCAAAAACGGGGCAGAACAGCGAAGUCUGGGCUGUAAGAAGUUCUUAAUUGCAUUGUUAGGUUUGUUAACGAUUGGUGCUGCCUGUAACGAUUGGUGCUGCUGUACGACGUAUGUGAGGUGUGUGUACGUCGACGACGAACUCCCGAUUGAAGCGGCCAGUGUAGACCCGAAUAUAAGUACCAAACAUUAGAUUUAUGUAAGCAGCAAAAAGGGCGCGAGAGAAUAACGCACGCUCGACGUCGAGAUAUAUCCGUGGCGAAAUAUGUGAUAAAUAAAUGUUUCUCGAGUAUAUCGUCGAUGUUAUACCCUCGAUGUGCGUAAAUUGUAAAAUGAUAAUCGAGAAAUUGCUGAAACUAAAUAGCUGCUAAUUCGUAAUGAAUGGAUGAAAGGAAAUUAAUUAAAUGCUAUCAUGCGGAAGAAUACAUCAUUUGUUAGCAGAUGCAAAAUUAUAAUGCGAAAACUAUACACAUUUCUUAAAGCGAUUCGACUCGAUCAAUAUUUUUGUCCGCCCCAAAUUCAACGAUGAAUAUACGAGAUGUAUUAUUACUUAUUCUCUCGGUGAUUGCCCGUUGUCAGUCUCUAGAUAGCACAUUUGUAAAUAGUAGCAUGUACGAAGGUCAUGAUAUUCCCGUAAUGUAAAGAGAAAGAAACACGUCACCGCAUGUAACAUUGAAUAUGUCGAUCGUGGUAGAUAAUAAAGCUACGCGAGACAGUAUUCGCCUUGGCGAAACGUGAAAUCGGUUCAAGUUCAAUCGCAGCUCCGAAAUAGGUGUUAUUAUUCGGUUUCGUAAUGUCGGCAAAUCAAUAUCGAAGUCGGAGAGUGUAUUCAAUGCGCAAUAUUGUUCGUUCAGACUUUACAUUCGAAAUCGUCGUCGUCUUGAUGCAACGGUACAGCCAAUUUUGAAAUCCAUUGUUUCGACGUGUAACGAUUGUGGACCGACUUCACGUAUCGAAUUCGGAAUCAAGUACUAUUUCGCACACAGCUCUAGUAGAUAAUGCAUUCGAAUCAAUAUUGAAAAUUUGUAGAUAAAAACGUGACAGGUAACGUGGCUCGUUUGGGCGCGAACGCGCUUUAUUAUUAUUUUUUAAUCCGACAUCGUCUGUACUCGGCGAGCCGCGAUUAGUGCCAUAAUGUUGUAAGGUCGUGAAAAAAUUAAUCAAAAAUCGUGUCGUUGUCUUAACCGUUAACAUCCACGUACAUAAAUUUUCCGCAAUUAAGCGCGGCGGAAAAUCCACGCAGACAUUAUCCCAUUAUAAUUUUUCAGAAUAUACAUGUGCGCAUACGAAAAAUUAAUUGUGACGUGAAAACUAUACAUAUAUACGUCGAAAUGCAAUUGUUCGUAAAAUUUUGUUGACAAAGAAAAUUUGAGCUGUUUUCUACAAAAGGCUUGUGUACAAUUCUUAUUUUUAUACACGAUGACUCGCGACGAAAUCAAUUUCGUGGUUCAUUUUUUUUUUCUAAUGACAUUGAUAUUUCAAUAUGUCUGGAAUCGUCGUUUUCAUAUCUUUUCUAUCAUGCGAUGUUUUACUUAUUGUUAGCGUAGCAACGUUAAGUUUCAUGGUUCAUAUGUCAUAUAUGUGUUCAUAUUCAUAUAUAUUAGUUAUAUCGACUUUUAUGCGCAUUCCUGACCUAACAAAUAAAAACGAACACUAUUCUUAA
Molecule: messenger RNA, 6844 nt
Organism: Temnothorax curvispinosus
Lineage: Eukaryota; Metazoa; Arthropoda; Insecta; Hymenoptera; Formicidae
Gene: FucTA
Product: glycoprotein 3-alpha-L-fucosyltransferase A
Exons: 8
Coding region: 574-2010 (478 amino acids)
Cellular component (GO): membrane
Molecular function (GO): alpha-(1->3)-fucosyltransferase activity
Source: RefSeq, a predicted model, not a curated record